CUUCGUGCUUCAUGGAAGCAUUUAAUUCGCGCUUCUUCUAUAUAACAAAGAAAAAUCAAAAAGUAUUUUUCAAUCGCAUGAAACUCAUUGAUAUUGAACUCCGUUUGUUUUCCAAUUUGUUUGACCCCGAAUCCGCCGUCCGUUGUGUGUUUUUGUGUCGAAAGGAAUAAUCAAGUGAAACGGAAACCAACUCAUAACAUAUAGUAUACAAAAAGUGCUUCUCCAUUUGGCGCCCAAAAACGGAAGGACACUCGUGACUUCAAUCAUCACCUCUAGAAGGACAUUAACACCAGGAACUGGACCAAUUUUUGACAGAAAAACGAAAUCAAACACAACAAUCAACUUUACUCACCGACCUUUCUAGUCUUCUACAUACCCGUUUACACUCGAAGAAUAACCUAUUUGUAACGACCACUUUUUGGAGAAACAUAUCGCUAGCGAAGGAGCCAAAAGAGAAGUGGCUUAAUCCCGGACCCAUUUUCCCCAAUCCUGCCCCUUCAAGCCAGGAUCAGUCAAACCCAUAUACUACCCAGAAAACCGAAUCGUGCCCCGUGGCAAAGAAUCCAAGACGGCGCCACUUAAACCACAAGCCUACAAAAUUGGCCGAAUGUUAUGUUGUGGCUUCUGCUGUGGCAAUAUGUCGAAGCGCGAUUACAAAGUGGCCACCACCGAUGGCAUCGAGCUGGAGCCAUUGGGCGGCGAAAAGUGCGAAAAGGAUAAGGACAAGGAUAAGGAAAAGCAGACAAAUGGCGUCACUUUCGGUGGCGAAUCGAGCGGCGGGCGGCAGACGCGUACCGGAGUCGCCGUCUGCUCACAGCGCCGGGCUCUACUUGUGGCCGGAAUCGUGCUCGGCUCGCUGCUGCUGACGGCCAUCAUCAUUGCCUACGCCGGACCGCAGAACGACUGCUCCUGCGGAUCGAAAACGGUGUCCGGUUACGAAACGGAUGAAGAGAACAACACUCAGCCCUUCAACCCGAUUGCCACCAAUGGGGAGCCCUUUCCCUGGCUGGAGAAGAUGCUGCCGACCAGUGUGCGACCCCUGCGCUACAUGGUUACUAUUCAUCCCAACCUAACGACACUGGAUGUUAAAGGCCAAGUCACCAUCGAUUUGCAUGUGGAGAAGGAGACGAACUUCAUUGUGCUGCACAUCCAGGACCUGAACGUCACCGAGAAGGCCAUCGUGACCCCAGGUCCCAAGGGCUACGCCCUCAAGAUUGUCAAGGUGCUGGAGUUUCCGCCUCGGCAACAGCUCUACAUUGAGGUGAAGGAGAAGCUCAAGAAGAAGUCCAAUUACACUCUCAACCUGCGUUGGUACUCUAAGCUCAAUCCGGAGCCUGAGGGUUUCUAUGUGGACCAGUACGAGAGCUCAAAUGGCGUGGAAAGAUUACUAGCUGCCACAGUUUUCCGGCCGAAUGGUGCAAGACGAGCGUUUCCCUGCUUCGAUGAGCCGCACGUUCGGGCGCCAUUCCGCAUCUCCGUGUUCCGAGAUCGCUUCCACAUUGGUCUGUCUAACUCCAUAGUGCACACCACCGAGGACGUGGGCUUCUACAUGGGCACUGGGCUGCUCCGUGACGACUUUAUAGAGACGCCUCCGUUGCCAGCGGAUGCGGUGGCCUGGGUGGUGAGCGACUUCCAGCGUGAAUCCCUGCAGCCCUCGGCGGCAUAUAUCCCCACGACACCAGCGCCACUGGGCACCGGAGUGGGUGGCAAAAAGUCCGCCCAGCUAAACAAUUAUACCCAGCUUAAAGGCAAAAACCCGCCGGUACGAAACAUCACUGCCCUAACUCAUUCCUUGAAUGUCAACCUGACGCCGCGUCAAAAUCUGACAGUGGUUCAGCCCACGACGACGACAGCUUGGCCAGUGAAUCUCAAUGGAAAUGGAAAGCCCACGAAUCUCACAUCGCUGUCACAGUCCACGGGUUCGUCGAUUAAGAGAGCUCCCUCGUACACGUUCUACGCGCCCAGGGAUCUGCUGAUUCGCUCUUCCUUCAUUCUGCACACAUCGAGGGAUGUUCUGGAGUAUCUGCAGACCUGGUUGGACAUCAGUUAUCCCCUCACGAAGGUGGACUUUGUGGCGCUGCCUUCGUUGGAUCGUAAUAUGAUCUCCUCGUUGGGACUGGUCACCUUGAAAACCUCAUUCUUGACGGAUCCGAGCUCGAUAACCUCUGAACAGUAUCAGUUUAGUGCAUUACGGAUUGCCGAGGCGAUGGUGAGGCAGUUCUUCGGAGGAAUCACCUCCCGCAAAGUGCUCAAGGAUGUGUGGCUGUGGGAGGGAUUGAUCCAAUACCUGGGAAUCCAUGCCUUGGCUCCGCUUCAAGAGAGCUGGCCUUUGAGAGAGAUGUACCUGCUUAAGAUGGCCACUGCAGCGCUGGACAUAGAUGCCAUCCAAGGAUGGGAUAGCAUUAUGAAUGGCACCAGUCACGAUGGCAACAAUGAGGAGUUCUUCGUUCAGAAGACGGCAGCCAUAUUCUCCAUGUUGCACACGGCCAUCGGUGAGGAUCGUUUUAGGGGCUGCCUCGGCUCGUUCCUCAAGGUGAAUCGAUUCAGGACCGCCGAGCCCACAGAUCUGUGGACCAUUUGUACAAAGAAAGCGAACGGUUCGAAGAACAUCAAGGACAUGAUGACUCUGUGGACCCACCAGCCGGGUUUCCCGUUGCUCACUGUCACCAAAAUGGGCAACAGCAUAUCCAUCUCGCAGAGGCCCUUCCGACCUGCUGAUUUUCUAGCCAUCCACGAUGACUCCUACGACGGUAACAACUAUAAUAAGUCGUCGCUGAAUGCCACGGAUAUGCCAAGUACUGUGCCGCCCACAACGCAGGGUAGCAAACACAAGGCAGUGCCUCACAUGAAAUGGAUCUUUCCGGUCACAUACGUAACCGAUAUUAACAACGUCAGCGAAACCCUCUGGAUGCAGAACGUUGAUGUAACCUUCAAUGUUCCCGAGAACGUCAAGUGGAUCAAAGUGAAUGCCAUACAAAACGGCUAUUAUCGAGUGGUCUACAACGACGACAAUUGGGCCAGUCUCAUCGAGGAGUUGGCCACUAAUCCCAAGCGCUUUACCAGCGAGGAUCGCUUAGGCCUGUUGUCGGACGCCUUUACGCUCUGCCAUGCUAAUCUGCUGCCCUGCGAGAUCACCAUGAAUAUGAUCCAAUAUCUGCCCAGCGAAACGCACUACGGACCAAUGGCUCUAGCCUUAAGGCAUCUGGAGAAAUGGCGUCGCAUACUCAAGUACUCGGAGUGCUUUCUCAUGCUCAGCGAGUUUAUCAAAAUGAAGAUCUCCACGGUUAUGGAGAAGGUGGGCUGGUCGGAUGACGGUGAUGUGGCCACCAGGCUACUGCGUCCCGAGGUGCUGUUGGCAUCGGUUCUGUGGGAGGACAUUGAUAGCAUCACGAAGGCGAAGAACAUGCUUAACCAAUAUCUAUACUACAAUGGUUCCGCCAUUUCGCCAAACCUUAGAGAGGUGGUCUACACCGGCUCUAUCCUGUCCGGGGAGUAUAUUUACUGGCAGCACUGUUGGGAGCGUUUCGUUAACCUCCAGCGCACCUCGGAGACUUUUGUGGAGCGGAUGCAGCUGCUCCGCGCUUUGGGAAGGACCAAAGAUGCCUGGCUGCAGAACCGCUUGCUUUCGCAUGUGACAAUGCUGCCCACCGAGGAGGUGGUGCAGGUGCUAAAGGCCAUCGCAGGCACGCCGACGGGCGGAGCCAUGGCCUGUCGCUUCCUGCAGGCCAAGUGGUUCGAGCUGGAGAAGCGCCUGGGUCCGGGCACGAUCAGCUUUGCCAAGGUUAUAUCGGCCAUCACUCAGUACGGAGCCACUAAGUUCGACUACGAUGAGCUCAAGUCGCUGGUGCAUCGAUUCGGCCGAGGUCACGGGAUGUCCGUGCUGAAUAUGACCUUGAGCAGCGUGGCCUCCAACGUGGAGUGGGUGGCCCGGUCACAGACGUCGCUCUACAAGUGGGUGGAGGGGAACCUGCACUCGCAUCGAUAGAGGAGAUGGGACACAAACACGGUGGUCCUUGCACACUUCUCUCUUCAGACUCAUUUGUAAUUAUGUUCCUCUCUCAGACACGAAUCUUAAGUGAACUUUGAUUUCGCCGAGUUAACUAACACACUAUGGAUCUAUACUCUUUCCCAUAUCAUUGCCAGUUCGAUCGAUCUCCUUGGUUUUCUCUGUAGCUGUCCUAUAAUUUUAGUACUCAAAGUUAAUCCACUUAACUGUAAAUUACGAUUGCUAUGAACAAGCAGAUCUUAUAUUUGUGUAUAUCUAUUCCAGUGGAGAAAACCUUUUCUAGCACAUACGAAUGUGUAUAUCUACAACUGAACAUAAGGAUCUAUCUAUAUAUGUAUAUUGUAUAUGUAUGUAUAUUUUACAAACCAAAAAAGAAAAAACCAAACAUAUUUAGAGCAAUGGAUAAUUGUAGAUUGUAAGCGAAGAACAAAGAACAACAUAUUUUUUCAUAAAACUAAAAUGAAAGGAAACAUAAGAAGCCCCAUAAUCGAUAAACUAAAUCGCCAAUGAAUGCAUUCUAGUAACUGUAUAGCAUAUAUGUAUAUUAAUAUUAGUGUGUCCGUGUAUGUGCGCAUCGAAUCAUCAUUGAACUCUUCCUUUUUCCCCAAGAAAAUGAUUACGUCUAAAAUUGAUGCCCAACUGCCCUAGGCUGCCUGACCAAAAGCAAAUAAAAUCUAAUUUUUAGGAUAAAAGAACUUUAUAAUUUGUAUAUUUAUUUGAAAAUCGAUAAAUCAGUAUUAGCUUCCAAUCAAAACUAAUUUGUCUACCAGUCCAUCAUAUUAUUUUCACAUUUUUAAAGCUAUAAUUGUGAUACCUUAAACUUGGCCUAACGUAUAAGUAUCAAAUUAAAAUCAGCGAAUUCAAAAUUUCAAUAAAGCAGAAAUACGUAUUUAAUUUAAUAACCAUUAAUAUUUACGGCGAAUCCAAUUGGCUUGAAAUCUGUUAACAUUAUUAUAUGCCUGCCAUAGUAAUUAACUAUCUUAAGUCAUGUACUAACCAGAAAACCAAAUAUAGGUUCUUAUUACAAAAUGUCAAGAGGGCAGAAAUACAAAUUUAUGUAAAGAUAUACCUUUCUUUCAAGCACUUUUUGUGGUCUAAGGUCAGGCAGGCAGAUAACGUAGGAAAUCAAGAUACGAAGUUACAUAUAAACAUACCAUAAUGUACAUACAUGGCGUACAUGCUGUAGUUUGCUAGAACCCAAACAUAUUCAACACUUUUUAUUUCCGCACUCGCAUAAGACACAAAACUGAUUAUCAGAUUACAAUGUUCCGACUACUACGACUUGUGUCCAAUUAAAUACGUUUUACCAUGUGUUUUUACCAUUUCACCAUAUCGCUAGUUAUCAUUUAAUUAGUGCUGGAACUUCUGCCCUAAAGAUAGCCAGGUUUUUUAGACCCGAGGUGUUUGAGUAAACUGAGCGAAUCCGUCGUUUUCUGCCACUUCAAACUGGGUUCC
This is a messenger RNA of Drosophila gunungcola (fruit fly), 5461 nucleotides long. Its product is annotated as endoplasmic reticulum aminopeptidase 2. Gene Ontology annotation, molecular function: zinc ion binding; metalloaminopeptidase activity; peptide binding. The record is from RefSeq and is a predicted model, not a curated record. Gene Ontology annotation, biological process: peptide catabolic process; proteolysis. The transcript is spliced from 13 exons. The coding region runs from base 608 to 3985 and encodes 1125 amino acids. Lineage: Eukaryota; Metazoa; Arthropoda; Insecta; Diptera; Drosophilidae. Gene Ontology annotation, cellular component: cytoplasm.